Molecule: messenger RNA, 675 nt
Organism: Rhododendron vialii
Lineage: Eukaryota; Viridiplantae; Streptophyta; Magnoliopsida; Ericales; Ericaceae
Product: secreted RxLR effector protein 161-like
Exons: 2
Coding region: 1-675 (224 amino acids)
Source: RefSeq, a predicted model, not a curated record
AUGAUCAUCACUGGUUCUGAUUCUACUGCUAUUGCUGAAGUCAAAAGUCAUCUCUUCCGUGAGUUCGAAAUGAAAAACUUGGGCCCGUUACGUUAUUUCCUUGGUAUUGAAGUUGCUUCCUCUCCCCAGGAGUAUCUUUUGGGACAGUCCAAACUGUUUGAUACUCCCCUUGAACUUCAUGCCAAAUUCUCUGCCUCUGAUGAUGUCUCCCUUGAGGAUCCUACGGAAUAUCGCGAAUUAGUGGGCUGCUUAGUUUAUCUUACUAUUACUCGGCCAGAUAUUUCUUAUGCAGUUCACAUUGUUAGUCAGUUUGUCUCUGCUCAUCGGACUACGCAUUGGGCUGCUCUCUUACGUAUUCUUCGUUAUCUUUGUGGUACCCUUCAAAUUUCUUCUACAUCAAGCUUAACCCUCCAUGCUUAUGCUGAUGCUAACUGGGCGGGUGAUGUCAAUGACCGCAAAUCUACCUAUGGCCUCUGUGUUUUUCUAGGCGAUUCUCUUAUCUCCUGGAAAAGCAAAAAGAAAUAUGUUGUUGCUCGCCCCACCGCAGAAGCUAAAUAUCGUGCCAUGGCCCAUGCUACCUCUGAAAUCGCCUGGCUUCGCUGGCUUAUUUCCGAUAUGGGGGUCUCUGUUACUACUCCUACGCCUCUUUACUGUGACAAUAAGAGUGCUAUUUAG